Messenger RNA from Podospora pseudocomata, 705 nucleotides. RefSeq lists its product as uncharacterized. The record is from RefSeq and is a predicted model, not a curated record. The transcript has a single exon. Bases 1 to 705 code for a protein of 234 amino acids. NCBI's taxonomy places the organism in Eukaryota, Fungi, Ascomycota, Sordariomycetes, Sordariales, Podosporaceae.
AUGGCGCCAAUACCACCACCACCACCACCACCAUCACCAUCCCAAGCGGCGUCCUCACUCCUCCUUCGCGCUCGAUCGCUGCUCCUUCUCGUCUCACGACAAACUCCCACCGACACGAUCCCCGCCUCCUACGGCGCACUGUACACCUCCCUCACCCCCGGCGCCAUCGCGGGCAUCGCCCUCGGUUCUGUCGCUGGGUUUUGCUUGGUUCUCUACCUGUUCUACACGUGCAUUAACAUUGGCAAUGUGGACUCCACAACUGAGGGAACGGCGUCGGUCGUUACACGCAAGUCGCACCACCACCGGGCGCAUUCGCGGGGGGAGAGGAGGAGGACGAGGGAUAUUGAGAUUACGAGGACGACGAGGGAGCAGUCUAGGGGACCGGUGAUUGUGGAGGAGCGGACGGGGGGUGGGAUGGAGAGUGUGAUUCUCGAGGAGAGGAGGAGGAGUUAUUCUAGGGGGGGAGGGGGAGGGGUGAGGAGGGUGGUGGAAGUUAGUGAUGAUGAGACGGGGACGGUGGAGGAUGAGGUUGUUGUUAUUGAGGAGCAUUCACCGGUGAGAGGCGGGGGGAGGAGGAGGGAGAGGAGUAGGAUUCGGAGUCAGGAGAGGAGGAGUAGUGGGUACAGGGAGGUUGAUCCGGAGAGGUUUGCUGGGGGCGAUGCUAGGGUGGUGGAGGUGAGGAGAUCGAGUAGUCAUAGGAGAUAG